AUGAUAGGAGAUCAAAAUGACAUGACUUUAUUAUCGUCUACGGAAAUCAAUACCCUACCGGUGGCCGUCAAGAAAGACUACCCUCACCCGUCAGUAGAACCUAAUGAAAGCCUACAAAAUCUUGUUUCAAAGUACUUAGAAAAAAAUUUCAACAACUUCUGUUACUUCAACAUGCUCUUGUGGAUGAUCAUAGAUAUACACGAUGUACGAGAAGGUGAAUCUAAACAAAUUACUAGAGCAGGUUAUGAGAAAUAUGUCAAUUUAAUAGCCAACAUGAUAUUAACGAUACCGAAUAAACUUUUUGAAAACGACCAAGUACGGAAUAAACUACUUAAAUUGUACAAGGCUAUCGCAACGUUCACCCAUGAACCGUCUAUUUCGUCGAUCGUUAACGACCUUCGAAGUUUGGCCGACCUUGACGUCUGGGAAGAGUCUUAUCCCGUACGUUUUUUGUUCUCGCACUACGAACUAGGACUGAUCAAUACCCACAAGGAUCUUGUUAAGAUGCACAAGGAUGUGUGUUUCAACGAGUUGUACCACCGAGAUUCAAGUCAUCCUACAGUCGUAAAUUUGAUCCUCGUGUUGGACAUAGUUUCAAAUACUUAUCCAUCGACCAUCAACACAAUGAUGAUACGUGCAUUAAGAUAUCACGCUUUUCACGAUAUUGAAACGUUGAGCCAAGAAAAUAUUGAAAAGCUGACCUCGCCUCAUUAUGAACGCUCGGCGAUUUUUAUGAAAAACGGGAUAGAAAAUUACUUCAACAUCGAUUCCACGAGUCCACUAACAGUCGAACACAGAGCAGUGGACUAA
Adelges cooleyi (spruce gall adelgid) is the source of this 810-nucleotide messenger RNA. RefSeq lists its product as uncharacterized. The transcript has 10 exons. Lineage: Eukaryota; Metazoa; Arthropoda; Insecta; Hemiptera; Adelgidae. Bases 1 to 810 code for a protein of 269 amino acids. The record is from RefSeq and is a predicted model, not a curated record.